Messenger RNA from Mixia osmundae IAM 14324, 3528 nucleotides. RefSeq lists its product as uncharacterized. Gene Ontology annotation, biological process: DNA replication checkpoint signaling; replication fork arrest; DNA repair. Gene Ontology annotation, molecular function: DNA binding. The transcript is spliced from 6 exons. NCBI's taxonomy places the organism in Eukaryota, Fungi, Basidiomycota, Mixiomycetes, Mixiales, Mixiaceae. The record is from RefSeq and is a predicted model, not a curated record. Gene Ontology annotation, cellular component: replication fork protection complex. The coding region runs from base 1 to 3528 and encodes 1175 amino acids.
AUGGGCAGAUACGACGUCGACGAGAUUGAUGAGGAGCCAUACGAGUCGCUGUCGGAAGAGGAGACGCUCACUCAGUAUGGCGACGAUGAGAAGGACGACAGGCAAGCUCGCAAGGAUGAUCAGGUGCAAGGCGAGGACGGCGAGCCACUUACGCGCAGAGAGCUCUUCAAGCCGGCGAUUGUGUCCAUCUGUUCAGCUUUGGGUGGCUUCGAAGAAGAGACGACCGAGUCUGGGGAGUAUGUGAGCGUGUACAAGCUGGGCGACGAGUGUCUUAAAUGUCUCAAAGACCUCAAGCGCUUCUGGCGCAUGGACGACCAAGACGACGACAGGACGGUCGCGCGACUAUGCUUUGAAACGGGCGUGCUCUCCAAAGACCUCCUGCCUAUCCUACUGUCGCAAGCUGGCACAGGACCUCGCGGCGACAAGAUUGCCCUUGCGUGCGCUGAUCUCAUUGGUGCAAUGACUUGGCCUAUCGACGUCGCAGAGGAGCUGAAAGAGGCUGCUGAGGAAGCUGCCAUCAGAGGAGGACCUGAUGCGCCGCGAGUCGACUUUGCAAGCCUGCUGAGGAUACAGCUGACCUACAAGGCGGCCAUACUCAAGGCCAAUGCCGUCGAAACUAUUCUCAAGCUUUGCGUGCCGUCACUCGCCAAACCUCGAAGGGAUCGAACAGAGAAGGAUGCAAACAUCAUCACUCUAGUCCUUCACAUCUUCAGAAACCUUGCAGCUAUCAAAGAUAGGCCGCGGUCGGCCGCGACGUCAACGCAGGCUGUGCAAGACUCGACUCUACAAUCUGAGUUGAUACAGUCCAUGAAUCGACACGAAGUCUUUCAAGUUCUGCUCAAUAUCGCUCACCUUUCCAUGGGGAACGAGUUCAGAGUGUGGAAUCUGGUCGUGCUUGACAUCUUUCACUUGAUCUUCCGCGGCUGCAAGCCUGCUGAUCUCGUCGGCGACGUCGACAAGUCAACAUCGAAAGGCUUGCAAAGCUUAUUAGAGGCAGAGGACAGUCGCAAGCGGAUCGAUCAGCGAAAGGGCUCCAGCCGACACAACAGAUUCGGCACGACGCUGACGCUGCGGACGACGGAGCGGAGCUAUACACUCCACAAACAGUCUGCUGUGAAUGUCUCGCCUACAAAGAUCAUCGACCGUGUCAAGAAAACCAAAGCAAAGCCUCUCAAAAUCCAGGACGAGCUGACGACGCCGACAGAGCUCACGCCCGAAGCGCUGAAGGCUCUGCAGCAGAUCGCGCAGCAAUUCAUUGAAUCCUGCUUCAAUAACUUCUUCGAAUCCGUCGGCGGCGACAUCCGAGCAGAACGACCGAAAGUGCGCGAGGCAGAUCAUCUGCGUUACCUCUUCCUGUCUCGCUUCUUUCUCGAAUACUUCUUGUUGCUUAUCGCCAGCGAGAAAGCAGCCGGCAUUGACCCUUCGAGCGAGCAAGGUCACGACUUUGAUCUUGUGGCAGAUAUGACAGAGAUUGACACUGUCAAUCUUGUUACAAAGCGGAUGCGGAUAGGUCUUGACGACAAGCCAGUGAGACACAGCGAGGUCCAAGGAGCAGUCGAGCUCUUUACUCAGAUCCUGCUUCUGCUCGAGUCGCUGAGCGCCUCGUCGAACGAAGACCACCGUGAUGUGGCGCAAGUCAUGCAAGAUAAGAUCUAUUACGAGGAAGAGAUUCUAGCGACUGCUAUCACAGUCGUAGAUCGAUAUGGCAAGCGCAAUACGCUUCAAUACCUCGAAUCUGUCAUUCACUUCGCGUACACCAUGCUGCGUACGCUCGAACGCUACUCCAAGUCGACUGCCCACAUGUAUGUGCGCAGCAAACGCAAGAAGAUUGCUCAGAGGAAGAAACGUGCCGCUGGUGAAGCUGCCGAUGACGGUCACGAUGAAGACUCGCGGCCCGAUUCUGGCGCGAGAUCGAAAUCAGAGCAUGCCUUCAACUUUGCCCAAUUCGAGGCCCGCUUUGCAACGGAAGCGACCUUGAACACCUGUGUAGCUUACUUGCGAGGCUACAAGACCUUCAGAUCCGACGAGCAGAUGAAGCGGAUCGUCGGCCUCAUGCAUCGGCAAGCAGUAAAAGCCAACAAUGCUGCGCUCUUCUGGAAGAUCUCCACCCUUACACUCUUUGGAGAGAUACAUAGCGACCGACAGCUCCUACCAAGUACACGUUCAUAUAACGAUCUCUACAAAUUCGUGGAAUUUGUGCUGCGCGGAUUCUUCAAGGCAGCGCAGCAAGCUCCACUGGUUAUCGUCGAGGCGCUGUUUCCCCAUCGCAAGAGCGAUGUUAAGCGCUUGCAGUCUGGCUUUGCUCAGGAGGAUGAAGACAAUUCGGACGACGAGGUUGCCACUCGCGCGCUCAAGAUGCCCGCAGAGCUGGUCGUCAAGCGUGGCUUUACCCAGACUCAGCAGAUGGGUAUCGCGAUCAGUCUGCUAGCCGACGCUUAUAAGGAGUAUCUGCUCGAUUGGGUCAAAGAUACAUUACGGACUGUCCUCAGAGCGCGCAAAGAGGUUGUCGAGGAGAUCGACGGGCCGCCAGAGACGCAGAUGGAUCUCACCGAAGAUAUUGACGAUGCGGAACUGAAACGACGUCAUGAGCUCGCCAGCAAGCCCUCAGAAGCUGCUCUCGCGGCGUUCCAGGCGUAUGACGUGCCAUAUGAUGAUGCCGACACAGAAAAGGCAGCAACUAAAGAUCCUCAACUCCAGUUGUUGCUCAGACUCAUUUCUUGGGAAUCUCGCAUCCCCGAGCACAACAAGUUUGUCAUCUGGACGGUGCCCGCCAGGCGAUUGCCAAAGGAGAUGGAAGCCGAUCUGCGGAUGAUUGAUGACUUUCUCAUCAAUCCUCUCGAUGCCAACACUGGCCAAUCAGCAGCUGAGCUGGUCCGAAAACAAGCCAAAAAGCGGCCCAAACGAGCUCGUGUCGGGUCAGACGGACUUGAGCUGUCCGAAGAGGAGCCAGUACCAUCACGCAAGCGCACCCGGAAGCAAGACGAGCAACGCCAAGCUUACUUAUCAACUCAAUUUAUUGCCUCGAGCGACGAGGAAGAAGGACUCGAUCAAUAUGCCGACUUCUUUGCCAAAGAAGCGGAGGCAAAGCGAAAGCGCGACGCUGGCGGUAUCGUGGGUGGAUCUGUCCAGCCAAUAUCUCAGAUGUCACAGCAGCUCAAAGUCGUCAAGCCGCCGGCCGAGCCUAUGCCUGCGCCUGUAGCGCUGACCGAUCGAAGCGAAAGCAGUCAAUCGCCCGUUGCAUCAAAGCACACUGAUCCGAGCAGCUCGACGCCGCCAUCGAGUCUGCCGCUCUCUCAUCCGUCCUCACCUGAGCCAUCUGCGCCGAUUACAGUCAGAUCAAAGGACGUGCGCAGAAGCAGCUCACCGGCUAUCCGCAAACUCAGCAAGCGUCGCAAGCGAUCUGUGGGAAGCAGCGGCAGCGAUGCUGAAGAUGGCAUGCCAUCGUCUGCUCGCGCUCUCUCGCUUUCACCACAGCGUCCAGCAAUGAGGCGCAAGCCUCAGAAGAUAGUGGACAGCGACAGCGAGUAG